AUGAGAGCUGAAAUCGCCGUGCCCGCGAUCGCGGCGCUCGUUUACAGAGCUCACUCCAAGAACUCGUUGACACCCGGUGGCAUCUUUGCUGCUUUCCUCACGGCCGUCGCACACGCAGUCCACCCUUGGAAUCUACCCUUUGCUCUGCUCGUUGUGUUCUUCCUCGCAGGAACGCGGGUAACGCAUAUCAAGGAAAAUGUCAAGGCAAACCUCACGGUACACUCCAAGGGCACUUCCGGCGGCGAAGGCCCUCGAAACCACAUCCAAGUGUUCGCCAACUCGCUCACGGCUUCCAUCUUCUCUCUGCUCCAUGCCUACCAGCUGCACGCGCGCAAGCAGGCGCUGAUCGCCAAUCCCACCAGCACUGGAACUGGCAGCCUUUGCUUCUCCUGGGGCGGUGAUUUGCUGGUGAUCGGUAUCAUCGCCAACUAUGCCUGCGUCGCGGCCGACACCUUCAGCUCCGAGCUGGGCAUCCUGUCCAAGGGCGAGCCGCGUCUGAUCACAAGCUGGAACCUGCGCAAGGUACCGCGCGGUACCAACGGCGGCGUCUCCCUCAUCGGUCUCGGCGCUGGUUUGCUAGGCAGCAUGAUCAUCGUCACCGCGUCGAUGCUUCUUCUGCCUCUCUGUACUGAUGAGACGGCUAUGAGAAUAGGCGGUGCCGCGGGCUGGUCACUGGGACAGCGUCGUAUGCUGAUUCUCGGCCUCACACUUUGGGGUUUCUUGGGCAGCGUUGUGGACAGCAUCCUGGGAGGGCUUUUCCAGGCUAGUGUCAAGGAUGUGCGGACGGGCAAGAUUGUCGAGGGUGAGGGUGGCGUCAGGGUGCUGGUGUCCAAUGCCACGAACCCUAACACCGUUGCUGGUCGUACCAAGGCCGAGAUCAAGUCAUCUCUCCUUUCCGGCGAGGGGACAGAUGCGGUCGAGGACGUUGGCGCCGCAGGAAAGGCCAGCGGUCAGGCCACGGCUUCCGGGAACAGAUAUGACCCGCUUAACAAGCAGAGGAGGUCGAGCUUUGGAGAUGAGAGACGGUCGAGAGUGGUGGAGAACGGCUGGGACCUGCUUGAUAACAACGAUGUCAACUUCUUGAUGGCCUUUGGGAUGAGCGUGGGAGCGAUGGCUGUCGCAUCGUGGUAUUGGGGUGUUCCCCUGCAGUCUGUGCUGCUGCCAUGGUGGACGUAA
Messenger RNA from Sordaria macrospora k-hell, 1176 nucleotides. RefSeq lists its product as uncharacterized. Lineage: Eukaryota; Fungi; Ascomycota; Sordariomycetes; Sordariales; Sordariaceae. Gene Ontology annotation, cellular component: membrane. The record is from RefSeq and is a predicted model, not a curated record.